This is a messenger RNA of Argiope bruennichi, 1350 nucleotides long. RefSeq names its product peptide chain release factor 1-like, mitochondrial (gene mRF1). The transcript has 7 exons. Bases 127 to 1350 code for a protein of 407 amino acids. The record is from RefSeq and is a predicted model, not a curated record. Lineage: Eukaryota; Metazoa; Arthropoda; Arachnida; Araneae; Araneidae. Gene Ontology annotation, molecular function: translation release factor activity. Gene Ontology annotation, biological process: translational termination.
CUUAAAUACUUUCAUCUAAUAGUUUUUCAUCUUCCGUUGUUGGCAGAAAAAAUACUCUUCAUCUUCAUUUUAUUACAGUAAUUUUUAUUAAGGUGAUAUUGUUAAGAUAAAAAAGACACAUUUAAUAUGAUUCAGUGUUUUAAUCGGAUUUUUUUUCGAAAAUUAAAAUGUCUAAAUAUUACUCACAAGCUUAAUUGGAGAACUUUCAGCUUUACUUUUCAAAAAUUUUCUGAACAGAAGCAAAAUGUUCAACAAUUAGUCUCUUUUGAAGAUAUUCGCCUGCAGAAACAUUUACAAUUUCUCAGUAAUUUGUAUGUUACAUCAGAAAAAAAUGAAAAUAAGGAAGUAUUUGGACAUAUAUUUAAUUUAGAUGUUUUAGGUCAUAUAAAUAAUUUGCUGCAAGAAAUAGCAACAACAAAAGAAGAAAUAAAAGAACUUGAGAUUUUUAUAUCAGAUUUAAAAGAAUUAAAAGAUGACUUAUACAAUGCAGCUGUAACUGAAAAACAGAAAUUUGAAGCAAAAUUAGAGGAAAUGGAGAAACAAGUAUUACAGUUGAUUAUUCCAUCAGAGAUAGUGGAUGAUAAAGAUAUAAUAAUGGAAUUAACACCAGGUGUUGGAGGUCAAGAAGCUAUGCUUUUUGCUAAAGACAUGUUUGAUAUGUAUUGCCAUUAUGCUAAUUGGAAAGGAUGGAAAGCUGAAAUAUUGAGAUAUGAUACUACUGAUUUAGGUGGUAUCAGAAGUGCUCACAUCUCAAUUAGUGGUGAAAAUGCUUUCAAAGUUCUUAAAUUUGAAGGUGGUGUCCACAGAGUUCAAAGAGUGCCCAAAACAGAAAAAGCAGGCCGAAUUCACACCAGUACUAUGACAGUAGCAGUGAUACCACAGCCAUCUGAGAUUGACAUAGUAAUUCAUCCAAGUGAUAUAGAAUUAGAAUUCAAGCGUUCUGGAGGAGCAGGAGGCCAACAUGUAAAUACAACAGAUAGCUGUGUAAGAAUAUAUCAUAAACCUUCAGGUAUAGUUACUGAAAGUCAAAUGGAACGCAACCAACAUCGAAACAGAGAACUUGCAAUGAAAGCUCUUCGUGCUAAGUUGUAUGAAAGAGAAUUGCAAGCUAUUAUAAAAGAAACUACAACCGCUCGUAAAAUACAGAUUGGAACUGCAGCAAGGUCUGAAAAAGUCAGAACUUACAACUUUGCUCAAGACAGAAUAACAGAUCAUAGAGCUCAUUUAACAGUACACGAUGUGCAGUCUUUCUUAAGAGGGGAAGAGGAUUUUGACUAUUUCUCUAAUAUGCUACAACAAUGGUAUAAUUUGCAGUCUUUAACGGAAAUACUAAAUAAAUAUGAAACGUGA